Molecule: messenger RNA, 339 nt
Organism: Meyerozyma guilliermondii ATCC 6260
Lineage: Eukaryota; Fungi; Ascomycota; Pichiomycetes; Serinales; Debaryomycetaceae
Product: DNA-directed RNA polymerase II core subunit
Exons: 1
Coding region: 1-339 (112 amino acids)
Biological process (GO): maintenance of transcriptional fidelity during transcription elongation by RNA polymerase II; transcription-coupled nucleotide-excision repair; DNA-templated transcription
Cellular component (GO): RNA polymerase II, core complex
Molecular function (GO): zinc ion binding; nucleic acid binding; DNA-directed RNA polymerase activity
Source: RefSeq, a predicted model, not a curated record
AUGGCGUCUUUUCGAUUCUGCGCCGAGUGCAACAAUAUGUUGUAUCCAAGAGAAGAUAAAGAGAAUUCACGGCUCUUGUACUCUUGCCGAAAUUGUGAUUAUACUGAGUUGGCUGAGAAUCCCAAAGUUUAUCGUCACGAAUUAAUGACAAAUAUUGGAGAAACUGCGGGUGUUGUUCAAGAUAUAGGAAACGAUCCAACGUUGCCAAGGUCAGAUAAAGAGUGUCCGCGUUGUAGCAAUAAGGAUUGUGUGUUUUUCCAGUCACAGCAGCGGCGUAAAGACACAAGUAUGAUUUUGUUUUAUGUGUGCUUGGAGUGUAAAAAAGUAUUUAGAGCUUGA